This is a messenger RNA of Lactuca saligna, 627 nucleotides long. The record is from the annotation of a GenBank genome assembly. Lineage: Eukaryota; Viridiplantae; Streptophyta; Magnoliopsida; Asterales; Asteraceae.
AUGGCGAGUCCCCCGGGCAUUGUGCCCUCUGCUUCUGAGUAUACGUAUCUUGAGUCCACUAAUGGACACACUUCUCUUGAUGGUGUGAAGUUUCCUUCACCAGGUUCAUCUAUCCUCCCCCCCCCCCCCUCCCCUCCGGGAAAAGUCAGGAUCUACCAAAAAAAACUAGAUGCUGACCUCCGUCUCCCCUUAACUGAUUUCCGGGAGGAGGUGCUUCAAAGAGACGGUUGCAGUGUUCAAAUGCUAACGUUAAACGCUGUGAACAAGGUUGUUGCUUUUGAGAUGAUCUGUCGGGCUAAUAGCCCUUCUCGCCGGUGUGGGGAUGAGCCCUCUUGGAGGCGUCGCGGAAAAAUGACAGUUUUCUUCAUCGUUGUUGAUGGUCAUGAGUCUCUUUUUUCUAUGGAUGAAGUGUUCCGGAAGCGUUAUAAGGGUAAACUGGAGCAUCGGGAAGUGGAUCUGGUUGAACUCCUACCUCCUCCCCGCCGCUUGGAUCAGCUUGCUCUGACUACUGCUAUGCCUAUUCCUCCAUCGAUGAAUGAGAACCCGUCAUCUGCUGAAGCGGACCCCUGCAGUUCGUCCUCUUUCUUUCGUCAUGCCUUUGGGUGGUGCUCACCAUACUUCCUCUGA